Messenger RNA from Penicillium crustosum, 369 nucleotides. RefSeq names its product Concanavalin A-like lectin/glucanases superfamily. NCBI's taxonomy places the organism in Eukaryota, Fungi, Ascomycota, Eurotiomycetes, Eurotiales, Aspergillaceae. Gene Ontology annotation, molecular function: hydrolase activity, hydrolyzing O-glycosyl compounds. The record is from RefSeq and is a predicted model, not a curated record. Bases 1 to 369 code for a protein of 122 amino acids. The transcript has a single exon. Gene Ontology annotation, biological process: carbohydrate metabolic process.
AUGCAGGGUGCUGCAGCACCAGGUACCAAUUUGUUCGAAAUCAAUCUUCUCACGGGGGAGAAGAUUUCUCCCGAACGGACAAUCUGGCCCGGCUCCGGCGGCCUUUAUCCAGAGGGCCCCCAUAUCUACAAGCGAAACGAGCGGUACUAUUUGAUGAUAUCAGAGGGCGACACACAUGGGAAUCAUAUGGCCACAAUGGCCUGCGCCAAGGAUACCUGGGGCCCAUAUGAGUCAUGUCCUAAAAAUUCCAUCCUCACUGCUCGCGGAAAACCGAGUACAUACAUCCCGUUGGGCACUGCAACGCCUUUGAAGACGGCGAAGGGAGGUGGUGGGGUGUCUUUCUUGGGUGCGAAAAGACAGCACCGGUAG